Molecule: messenger RNA, 3020 nt
Organism: Dimorphilus gyrociliatus
Lineage: Eukaryota; Metazoa; Annelida; Polychaeta; Dinophilidae
Source: the annotation of a GenBank genome assembly
UGAAAUAGAUGUCUUUCUUAAGGGGGUUGAUAGAAAAAGUCCUCAAAUGAGAAAUUUCAAGACUAGAUUUUGGAUUGAGAAAUGGUUAGGAAGAAGAAGACAGCAACUUAGGAUGGCCUCCUCUAAGGGUUAGGGGUAAUGGAAAAAGUUAGGUACAGCUAAGGGCUGGGUUAGGGUUAGGGUGAAAGCACAGAUUUGCUGACGUUUUCUGUCAUAUCCUUUCUAAAGUUCUAUUAUAUCUAAAGCUUAAAUAUCAUUAUGUCACUGUUUCUAAGUGCCCACUAAAGUAUAUUUAUAGCUGAACCUUUUUCAGAGUCGAUUGAUUGAAAAAAUUAUAGACAUACAACUUUGUCAAGCACUCAACUGCCUUUAUAGCCACCCCCGUCCCAAUACAAAUCCCUGACAAAGUGUGUACUUUGUACUAAUUUCGGGUUUGUUACAAAAAUAUUUGUCUUUUGAAAUCAUUUACCAAUUUAGCACAGCACUAAAACAAAUAGAACCUUUCAAGUUCAUCCACAAAUAUGCCUAAUAAUUGUAAUUUUGUUAGAAAUUAAUCAAGGAUUCAAGAAAGUAUUCUGCCAGCUUUUCCUAUCUAUAAUUUCAAAGAAACACUACAUUAUUCAUGGCUGAUAAAAUAUUAAUGAAGUAAUAUUCAAAUUCAUCCCAAUAUUUGAAAAUAUCACUUUGAACUGUUUUGUAAUAAUGGAGUGAUCAUCUGAUUCAUUAGGAUUAAAGUGCUGUCUUGUUCUAUUAACAAGUCUACAACAGCUAUCAAUACAUGCAAAAUUUUAGUAUUGGGAGUAAAUGGCCUUCGAAGAAAACAACCUGGGAGAAAAUGGCCCACUUAUUUUUGGCAAAGUGCCAUUCAUUGGCAUACAAUAUCCAACUGAAAUGCACAGUUAUCUUAGAUUCAGUGCAAUUGCAAAUUGAAUUAGCAAACUAUGUACAUAUGAAGGAAAAUAGAAUUCAAUCUAGGUUUUCAGGUUAUGAAAACCUGCUAUGAAAAGUAUUUAAUUAAUCACUAUACCUGCAGUUACUUGAACAGGUUACCCUCUUAUUAGGGUAGGACAUUGUGGUAAAAACUAGUGAUUAAGAGACUAAGGUAGUCAACUGCCAGCUGCACUGACCACCAUUAAUAUCAAACCGCAAUAGAUUGUGAACUGCUUCGCCGAUUUAGCUGCAAAUUUUAAACUUUGGCUCAAUUCAUCAAGAUCUCACUUUCUACAAAAUAUAGAAUUUUAGAUGUUUUUAGUGUUCAACUAACUUAUUACUGACCAUUAUAAGACAAGCAAGGUUACUCACAAAAUAAAAUUAUUAAUAAUUCUUGAUGACAACAAUUAAAGAACAGAAAUAUAUUUAACGUUCUUAAAUCUACCAUUCAAAUAAUUUAUAGGCCUAUACAGAAUAUGUUAACCUCAUUAAAUAUGAAAUAAGUUUCCAACUAUUUAAGAACUGUUCUUUUUGAUUAGUCAGAUAAACUUGAGUUGGUUCAGAAAUCAAAAUGUUUUCAUUCUUUGCUGCUGUACUCUUAUUGUUGGCUGCUGCUACACCUUUAACAUUUCAACAGCAUUUUUCUGAUGAAUGCAAUGUUGAAAUUAAUAUGAGGGUGAAAAUUGAACCACAAGAUAUAACUCAAACUGAAUGUAUAUCGAAUAAGAAAAAGAGUCUCAAUUGCUUCAGUGAAUCAUAUGGAUGUUAUUUGCCAAAAUACGCUAUCCCAGGUUUUACAUAUAAAGAAGGAGUUUUUCCCAAUUAUCCAAUGCAUAACAUUUAUGAUCCCAAAGCAAAACAUCCUAAGAUAUGUGCUAAAUAUUGCUUUGAACAUGAUGAUUGUCAAGGUUUUUCAAUAUCAAGUACCCCAAAAGGUUCUAGAUAUUGUUUUUUAAAGAAAAAAGGUUUUGCUGAAGGUAAAUAUCUUAAUGGUCUUGUGUUAAAAUCCUUUGAUGGAUACGCUUAUAAAACAUCAUUGUGUGACAGGGGUAUCUGUUCUAUAAACAUUGGAAGAACACUGUACUUUGCUACUGAGGGUUGUAGUUAAGUACUGGUCCAAAUAGAACCAAAUUAGGAGUAAGCCACUUAGAAGAGAGAUGUAGAAUUGAGGGAGCAUCAAUAUAGAACCAAAAUGUAAGAAUAAUAUAACUGUAUUCUAAUGAUGUAAACAACAACAACUUUGUGUAGGUAAACCCUCAAGGGUCAAUUGUUACAUCAUAUUCAUGUAAAUAAACACUUGUUGUUGUCAACAUGUUUGGUUAUGUAACAUCUUAUCCUUUGCCUAUAAAAGGGGUUGAUUCUGACAGUUCAGUACCAUCUACCUUAGAAGCAACAUCUACUUCAACACUUUUACUAUAUAGUAAGUAGUAUUUAUAAAAUAUCUAUAAACUAUAGUUCAUAAGUGUACAAACACUACAUAGCUUUACAAAAAUUAAUGGAAAGAAUUAAUGACAACAUUUCAGAAUCAAACCAAGCAAGUGUGCUUUUAAUCAGUACAAUUUCUUAGUCAUAAGAUUACACAAAAUGGUAUUGAAACUCAUCCAGAAAAGAUUCAGAAAAUAAAAGAUACUGAAUUUCCUAUGUUUACAAAUACUUUAUUAAGUUUUGUUGCAUUUUGUGGUUAUUACAGAAGAUUUGUCAAGGACUUUGCAAAAAUUACAAAAUCCCUGAGAGAAUUAUUAAAAUUACACCAAAAAACUGAAAAAUUGAAAUGGACUAAAGAAGCAGAGGAGGCUUAUCAGAUACUAAAGAAAUCAAUGACAGAGCCACCCAUACUUCAAAAACCUGGCUUUACAAAACCAUUUUAUUUAACAACAGAUGCUUCCAAUAAUGAAUUAUUCCAAAAAUUCUCACAAAUAAAGAAAAAACUUAUACAAAUUACUAAAAAUUUUUGCUAAUAAUGUUCACAAAAUAUUUUCAUUUUCUUAAAUUUUUUUCAAUAUUAUGUCAAUUUAACUAUUUUCUAUAUAACUCUAGACAAAAAAUACUAAUUCGCAGCAAACAAAAAAAUUUUAACUGUGAAUUAAAAG